Messenger RNA from Dipodomys spectabilis (banner-tailed kangaroo rat), 2239 nucleotides. RefSeq names its product protein phosphatase, Mg2+/Mn2+ dependent 1G (gene Ppm1g). Lineage: Eukaryota; Metazoa; Chordata; Mammalia; Rodentia; Heteromyidae. The coding region runs from base 177 to 1832 and encodes 551 amino acids. The transcript has 10 exons. Gene Ontology annotation, molecular function: cation binding; protein serine/threonine phosphatase activity. The record is from RefSeq and is a predicted model, not a curated record. Gene Ontology annotation, biological process: protein dephosphorylation. Gene Ontology annotation, cellular component: nucleoplasm.
UCCUGUCCCGUUACCGCCUCCUGGCCCGGCCUCGCGCCUUUCACCGGCACCUUGCGUCGGUCGAGCAGCCGGGCCUGCUCCUGCCACGCGCGCCCCGGGAGCUCCGGCGCCGGCGCCGGCUCGGGUCGCGCCCCGUCGCUUCGCCUGCUCCCCGAGGCCGCUGGGCCGCUGCCGCCAUGGGUGCCUACCUCUCCCAGCCCAACACGGUGAAGUGCUCCGGGGACGGCGUUGGGGCCCCGCGCCUCCCGCUGCCCUAUGGCUUCUCCGCCAUGCAAGGCUGGCGCGUCUCCAUGGAGGAUGCUCACAACUGUAUUCCUGAACUGGACAGUGAGACAGCCAUGUUUUCUGUAUACGAUGGACAUGGAGGAGAGGAAGUUGCCUUGUAUUGUGCCAAAUAUCUUCCGGAUAUCAUCAAAGAUCAGAAAGCCUACAAGGAAGGCAAGCUACAGAAGGCUUUAGAAGAUGCCUUCUUGGCUAUUGAUGCCAAACUGACCACUGAGGAAGUCAUUAAGGAGUUGGCACAGAUUGCAGGAAGACCUACUGAGGAUGAGGAUGAAAAAGAAAAAGUAGCUGAUGAAGAUGAUGUGGACAAUGAGGAGGCUGCAUUGCUGCAUGAAGAGGCUACCAUGACUAUUGAAGAGCUGCUGACACGCUACGGGCAGAACUGUCAAAAGGGCCCUCCCCACAGCAAAUCUGGAGCUGGGACAGGCGAGGAACCAGGGUCCCAGGGCCUCAAUGGGGAGGCAGAACCUGAGGACCCAUCUAGGGAAACUCCUUCACAGGAAAAUGGCCCUACAGCCAAGGCCCACACAGGCCUUUCCUCCAACUCGGAACGUGGGAUUGAGGCAGGCCCAAUUGGAGAGCCUGGCACUCCCACUGGUGAGGCUGGGCCUUCCUGCUCUUCAGCCUCCGACAAGCUGCCUCGAGUUGCUAAGUCCAAGUUCUUUGAGGACAGUGAGGAUGAGUCAGAUGAGGCGGAUGAGGAAGAGGAAGACAGUGAGGAAUGCAGUGAGGAAGAGGAGGAGGAAGAGGAAGAAGAAGAUGGCUACAGCAGUGAAGAGGCAGAGAAUGAGGAAGAAGAGGAUGAUACUGAGGAGGCUGAAGAGGAUGAUGAUGAUGAAGAAGAAAUGAUGGUGCCUGGGAUGGAAGGCAAAGAGGAGCCUGGUUCUGACAGUGGAACAACAGCAGUGGUGGCUCUGAUACGAGGGAAGCAGUUGAUUGUAGCCAACGCAGGAGACUCUCGCUGUGUGGUAUCUGAGGCUGGCAAAGCUUUAGACAUGUCCUAUGACCACAAACCAGAGGAUGAAGUGGAGCUAGCACGCAUCAAGAAUGCUGGUGGCAAGGUCACGAUGGAUGGACGAGUCAACGGAGGUCUUAACCUCUCCAGGGCCAUUGGAGACCACUUCUACAAGAGAAAUAAGAAUCUGCCACCUGAGGAACAGAUGAUUUCUGCCCUUCCUGACAUCAAGGUGCUGACUCUCACUGAUGACCAUGAAUUUAUGGUCAUUGCCUGUGACGGCAUCUGGAAUGUGAUGAGCAGCCAGGAAGUUGUAGACUUUAUUCAAUCAAAGAUAAGCCAACGUGAUGAAAAUGGGGAGCUACGGUUAUUGUCAUCCAUUGUGGAAGAGUUGCUGGAUCAGUGCCUGGCACCAGAUACUUCUGGGGAUGGUACAGGGUGUGACAACAUGACCUGCAUCAUCAUUUGCUUCAAGCCCCGAAACACAGCAGAGCUCCAACCAGAAAGCGGCAAACGGAAACUGGAGGAGGCACCCUCUGAUGAGGGGACUGAAGAAAAUGGCAACAGUGACAAGAAGAAAGCCAAGCGGGACUAGUAGUCAUCCAGAUCCCUGCCCACCUGGACUGUUUUUUGAGCCCUCCGGACCUGAGACUGAAUUUUGUCUUUUUCCUUUAGCCUUAGCAGUGGGUAUGAGGUGUGCAGGGAGAGCCGAGUGGCUUUCCACAGCCCAUUCCAAAGAGGCCGCUCUCCUUCCACACGGCAGCCUGGAGCCUCUGAUGUCCUCUCCGGCCUCCUCGCUCCUUUGGGCUCAUCACCAGUGGGUUCUGUGCCUGUGCUCUGUUGUGUUGGAGGGAAAGACUGGUGGUUUCUGGUUUUUACUCUGUGAACACUUUAUUUAAGAACAUUCUUUUUUAUUAGCGGCUCCCUGGUCCCCAGCCGCUUGUGCCCACUCUGUUGUACACUUUCAAUCAACACUUUUUCAGACUAAAGGCCAAAACCUAA